UGGUUUGUAUGCCUCCUUUUGGACCCAAAAACUUUUACUUGGUCUCCAAUUUCCUUUGAUCACAUUUGGCGUUUAUCUCAAAAGUAACGAAACGUGUGAGUUUAACCCAAGCCGCUAUUUCCAAUCUUCGAUUAAUGUAAAAAGUUGUCAAAUUUCUUUAAUUUACCCACUAAUCUCUAUUAUAAUUUUGUAGCGUUACAAUGUUUAUUUUCUACACAGUAAAAAUGACAAAUGAAUAUCUAGUAAAAGCGAGGAGAAAACUUUUUUUUUUUUAAGUAAUAGAGGAUGUAGAGGAGAGAAGUGCCAAUUUUGGACUUUUUGGGUAAAGUUUGGGUACUUUACGUAAAUAAAAACAAAUAUGGGACAGAAAUCAAAUCCCGUAAGAUUCGGGUUUGUCUAUUCUCGAAAGUGAAGUGAAGUGAAGUGUGCGUCUAGCGUCUUGACUCGCUUGUUCUUCCACAAAACCCAUCUUCAGUAGUCUUCAGUUUCUUUUCUCCGCCACCACACAAACAUAUUCUUUCUUCUUUCUUCUUCUCAUUCUUCUUCGUAAUUUCGUAUUUUCAUACUCUCUAUAUUUAUACAAACAUUUCAUUCGACCUUUCUCUAUUCUAUUCAUUGUCCCCCAAUACUUUCUCCAAAAUAUUGUAUUUUUUCUUCUCAUUCCCCAAUAAUUCUUCUUCUCGGUUCCUAAAUUUGAUUUACAUUUAUCGAUUAGUAUUAAAUUUAUAGUAGAGAAGUUUAAAUGGCACGUGCGUAUGAUCCUCUCUUCAUUACAUCCGACAACUCCCCCAUCGAUGUCCCCUCUCCUUCUUCUUCUUCGAUGACAUUAACCAAAGACGAGCUCAAACGAAUCGCCGCUUACAAAGCCGUCGACUUCGUCAAAUCCAACAUGGUCCUCGGCCUCGGCACCGGCUCCACCGCCAAACACGCCGUCGACCGCAUCGGCGAGCUUCUCCGGCAAGGCAAACUCGAGAACAUCGUCGGGAUACCCACGUCCAAGAAGACGCAGGAGCAUGCUCUCUCUCUCAACAUCCCUCUCUCCGACCUCGACGCGCAUCCCGUCGUCGACCUCUCCAUAGACGGCGCCGACGAGGUCGACCCUCGUCUCAACCUCGUGAAAGGCCGCGGAGGGUCUCUCCUCCGGGAGAAGAUGAUCGAAGGAGCUUCCAAGAAGUUCGUGGUGAUCGUCGACGAGUCGAAGAUGGUGAAGCAUAUCGGUGGAAGCAAGAUGGCUCUUCCGGUGGAGAUUGUUCCUUUCUGCUGGAAGUUCACGGCGGAGAGGCUAAGGAGAGUGAUGGAGGGGUACGGGUGCGAGGCGAAGCUAAGGUUGGGAGGAGAGAAGGGGGAGGCUUUUGUGACGGACAAUGGGAAUUAUAUUGUGGAUAUGUAUUUGGAGAAGGAUAUGGGAGAUUUGAGUGUGGUGAGUGAUGACAUUCUGAGGCUACCUGGGGUCGUGGAGCAUGGGAUGUUUCUUGAUAUGGCUUCUACUGUUAUCAUUGCAGGUGAGCUUGGUGUCAAGAUCAAGAACAAACACAGCUCUUGUUGAUUUUCUUGUUUUUUUGGUGGGUAUUAGGAGAAAGAGAGGAUUAUUAUGCUUUGUAAUGGAAGAAGAGGAAACUGAUCUUAUAAUGAUAGGUUUUGGGAUGAUGUCUUUCACAGAGUUUUGGAUCCUUUUUUUUUUUUUAGGUUAUAUAAACUGCAUUUUUGUUUCAUUGUCUGUCUAAGUAAUGUGCCAAUACAUUCUUAUGUGUUGGGCUUUGCUUCUGUUAAAUACCUUAACGAUAUAGAUAGACUACUAUAAUCUUAUGAAUUUUAUUGGGCUUUUGUUUAUGUAUUCGCCAUCGUCGAAAUGGGAUAAGAUUAGGAGAAUAAUUGAUGUAAUCAUCAACGCGAAAGAUUGUGAUUGGGUGUGCAUUAUUUCAACGUUAA
Molecule: messenger RNA, 1929 nt
Organism: Brassica rapa (field mustard)
Lineage: Eukaryota; Viridiplantae; Streptophyta; Magnoliopsida; Brassicales; Brassicaceae
Product: probable ribose-5-phosphate isomerase 2
Biological process (GO): pentose-phosphate shunt, non-oxidative branch
Molecular function (GO): ribose-5-phosphate isomerase activity
Source: RefSeq, a predicted model, not a curated record